AUGUCGUUAGUUAGUCUCUCGAUACAAGGCCGACCCUAUUUGGAGCUGCCCAUCCUGGAUCAGAUGCUGAAGUCCGAUUUUGCUAUCGUUGAAGGCGCACUGCGAAAUGUCAAUUUAAUCAUCGAACCACCGGCGGUCAGACGCGGCCAACAUGCCAUCGUACGCUGUCUCUAUGAUUUGGAAGGGACGCCACUCUACUCAGCCAAAUUUUAUCGCGGUCAAUUGGAGUUCUAUCGCUAUACACCUGGUGAAUUUCCGAAUACGAAAGUUUUCCCAUUUCCCGGCAUACAUGUCGAUGUGACCAAUUCGAAUGCAACGCAAGUGCUCAUCCGCAAUGUGGGCUUCGGAUUGUCCGGCAACUUCUCGUGCGAGGUGACAGCUGAUGCGCCACUUUUCUCAACAGCCACGGCCACGGGCAUUAUGCAGGUUGUUGAGUUGCCCGAAAAACGGCCACAAUUGUUCACCGAACAUACGCGCUAUGAACCGGGCGAUGUGUUGCGUGCCAAUUGCAGCACGCCACCUUCACGACCACGCGCCGAUUUGAAGUUCACAAUAAAUAAUAUGGUGGUAAGUUUCCAAAGAGCUAUGGCUUAUAAAAAAUAAGGCAUUCUAUAUAAAUUAGGGUCAGUCAAUAGCCCUGUAGCUAGCGCUGUAACCUAACUAUUAAAUUUUAUAAUUUACUAUAAACUUAAUUCAAUAAAUAAAUAAACAAAAAUAAAUUA
Messenger RNA from Anastrepha ludens (Mexican fruit fly), 722 nucleotides. RefSeq lists its product as uncharacterized. The record is from RefSeq and is a predicted model, not a curated record. The transcript is spliced from 4 exons. The coding region runs from base 1 to 603 and encodes 200 amino acids. NCBI's taxonomy places the organism in Eukaryota, Metazoa, Arthropoda, Insecta, Diptera, Tephritidae.